Linum tenue is the source of this 1251-nucleotide messenger RNA. NCBI's taxonomy places the organism in Eukaryota, Viridiplantae, Streptophyta, Magnoliopsida, Malpighiales, Linaceae. The record is from the annotation of a GenBank genome assembly.
AUGGGUUCAAAAAUUGCAGACAAUCCCAUCAGCAAACUGGGAGACGAUCUCCUCGAAGAGAUUCUUAUUCGUCUCCCCAACCCUAAAUUCUCCUCCCGAUGCAGACCGGUAUGCAAGCGGUGGAACUCCAUGAUCUCCAAUCCCACCUUCAAUCGCCGUUUCGUCUCCCACCACCGGAGCAAGAACGAAACCGGAGGCGAACCGCCUCUGCUCUUUCCCUCCGACGACCACCCCCUGUCAUCGAUCCUGAGCUUCCUCCCCGUGCCUGGAGAAAUUCGAUCCAAAUUCAGAGUUUGGGAUUCCUUCAAGGACUUAGUUCUAUGUGGAUUUAAUGGGCGGCAGUGGGACACCGAUCCCGAACUGGGCAGGCUGUUCUUGAUUUGCAAUCCGUUCACAAAGCAAUGGGUCGCCCUUCCUUUAGCGCUUGAAACGAAGAGCAGGUCGUGUGAAACAACGGAAGCGAAAUUGGUCUGUCAAGAAGCCCCUAAGGCUAAUAGUACCUUGGAUCUGGGUGAUGGCCAAGUGUUUGUCUAUUCCGACUAUCAAUUCCGCGUUCUGGUUCGACAUUCAGAGAUGGGAUAUUGUUCGGAACUACAAGUGUUCUGUUCCGAGUCCUGUAAAUGGUCGAGGAGAAAGGAUCCUUGUCCGCAUUCUCAUACAGUGUCUUUGAACGGGAAGGAGUAUUGGAUUAUUCGCAAAACAAACGAAGCAACCUUAGUAAGGUUUGAUCCCUUCCGCCUAAAUGUAUGUCAAACCACGGUUGAUGAUGAUAUCUACUUCUUUCGGAGAGCUGGUGGUGGUCUUCUUGAUCAUUUCUCAACCUCACGUGGUGCACUGUACGUAUCUACGUGCAACUACCCGAAUGUCUUGACAAUUCGGAGGUGGGAAGAAGGCAGUUGGACAUGGACGACAUGUUAUGAAACGCGGUUGGAGACGCUAAAACGUAACAGUGGUCCCGAAGUCGGUGGCUUGAAAGUUGCAUCUCUGCUCGCUCAGCAUCCAGAGAAGCCCGAAGUUUUGUUCUUGCAAUGCCACUGUGAUAAGAUUAUGACAUCUGUUUAUUCGUGCAAUUUAAGGACGGAAAAGUUAGAGCUUGUCGCCGACCAAAUGACAUAUGGUGCUUUUGGUCGUUGGAAGGUUUUCCAGCCUAGAACCAUUUGCUUCUCUACACCAAUUCCUAGCUAUCAGAAUUUGCUGGGUAUGUAUAGCGGAAGCUACAAUGAUUUGGUUCAAAGUAGAAAAUCCAUUUAA